GAAAUGAGAUCUACUGACUCAGAACCUAUAAUUAGCUUGCUGACUUCAGGGAAAUACAGCGUACAUGAGCGCCGACAAGAGUGAAUGCUGUGAACAGAGAACGACAGUAAGGAGAAGCAUUGCUAAAACAAGAAUAAAACCGAGAUAAGAACAUCAAAACAUCUGUGGGUUUUCAUGGAAUUUACAAGAAGAUAUCUGCCCAUGGAAUGGGAGGAACGAUGGAGAAGAGAGAAAGAGCGCAGGAAAAGGAUGAUAGAAGAAGGAGGAGAGAAGUUUGAGGAAGAGAACAAGAAGCUAAAAUGGAUCAUGUCCUACAACGACACCAGGAUAGGAAUGAAAGAGAGGGCAGUGAAGGACAACAAGAGCGAUAAUAUGGAGGAAGAUGAACUGCUGCAAAGUUAUCAUAGACAAAGUUACCCGAGCGAAAUCUUCCAGACUCUGGGGGAAAUGAAGAUGGAGAACCUCCUCACGGAUCUGAUCCUGAGCACCGAGGAUGGGCUGAGCUUCCAUGUUCACUCGCUUGUCUUGGCUGCGGUGAGCUCCCUCAUCCAGCAAAAGCUCCAGGAGAGGGAUGGAAAUGAGAGGGAGAUCUCGCUGAGAUUGUGUCCUGAGGUUCACGGUUCGGGUUUGGCUGCAGUGGUUGAGUUUGCUUACACUGGAGCCAUCAGCAAUCUGAACAAAGACAACAUGCUGCAGAUUCAGACUGCAGCUCUUAGUCUGGGAGCUCCAAGAGUCCUGGAGCUCUUCAAAGAGGAGAAAGAUGGAGGUAACAAGGAAGAAAAACUCUCAGCAGAAAAGCAAAUGGAAGUUGGCCUGCAGUCCAUGAAGGACUUAUGGACCAAGAAAGUGGGAUGUGAUGUUGAACUGGUUGCAGAAGGAACAGUUUUCCAUGCUCACAGGGUGCUACUGGCAGCCAGCAGUGACUACUUCAGAGGCAUGUUUACCAGCGGUAUGAAAGAGAGCCAGCAGGAGUCUGUGUCUCUGCUGUUAAUCGGAGCCACUGAGCUUGAGGCCCUCCUGCACUGCGCCUACAGUGGCACUCUGGUGCUCGGAUGGGGCUGUGUGUUUGAACUCACCUGUACUUCCCUCCAGUUUCAGUUUCAGCCUGCAAUCUCACUCUGCAUGAAGUUCCUGGAGCAAGAAGUAGAUGUCCACAACUGCCUGGACGUGGCGUCUUUCGCAGAGGCCUAUGGGAUGGCUGAGCUGAUGGAGCUGGCUGAGGAUUUUGUCCUGAGACACUUCCAAGAAGUAUCUGCCACCCCAAAGUUUCAGGACCUCCCGGCCGAGAAGCUUCUGGCGUUCCUCCGAUGUGAUGCGCUGUCCACUCCAUCGGAGCUGGCUGUUUUCCGAGCGGUGGUCGCUUGGGUGGAGGCAGAUCCUGCUGAACGGCUCCCGCAGGCCGAAGAGCUAAUGCGAGCGGUGCGUUUUCCAUUCAUGACCUUCAGAGAAUUUCAAGAAGUUCGCGCUGUAAACCUGAGCAUGGAAUGCAGUGGAGAAGUCGAGGUUGAGCUCUACAAAUCAGCGCUAAAGGAGUUUGGAUUUGGCAUCUCUGACCGCAUAGUGCAGCAGCGUGUACGUCACCCCAAAGAUACACUGGUUUUGGUCGGAGGCGAUCAGCUGAAUCCAGACAUGGAUCAACGACUUCCCAGCAAGCAGCUCUGGUUUGCCAACUCUCUGAGAAGUGGAACAGGCCUUGUGAAGGAGAUAGAGUGGAGAAUGCUGGGAGAAAUGCCAGAUCAGGCCAGAUUUAGACAUGGUGUUGGGGUCCAUAAUGGUCAACUAUAUGUUGCAGGAGGUUGCUACUUUUACGCAAAGUAUGAUGUCAUGAAAUCUGUUUACAGGUACGACCCUGUGCAAGACCAUUGGAAAAGGCUGGCAGACCUUCUGGAACUAAGGAGUAACUUUACGCUGGUGGUGAGAGGAGACACACUAUAUGCUGUCGGAGGAGAUAAAGACAUCAACACAAAUCUUGACAGUGUGGAAAAAUACUCAAUAGAAACAGAUUCCUGGAGCUUCACCCAUCCUUUGGACCAGGCCUUAAGUGGUCAUGCUGCCACCGUCUGGGGAGGUGAAAUCUUCAUCUCUGGUGGCUUCAACUGCAAGUACCAAUGCCUGAUGUCGAUGUUUCUCUACCACCCAGUGAGAGGAACCACAUACCUCGCUGACAUGACCCAUGAUCGGGCCCAGCACUGCAUGGAGAGCAUGAGAAACCAUUUCUACGUAGCUGGCGGAGUGUGCAACCUCCGUAAGUACUACACCAACCAGCUGGUCUGUGAGAUGUACGACCCCAUGCACGACACCUGGACGGUGUUCACUCCUCUUCCCAUUCCCCACGUUGGUGCGGCCUCUGCUGUUCUAGAGGAGAGGAUGUAUAUUCUAGGCGGUUAUUGCCAGGAGGACUAUAGCGAGGCGAGGCGCACGCAUCGCUAUGACCCUGUGACUCAGAGAUGGGACAGCAUGGGAAAGAUGCCUGGUCCCGUCACAGACGUGCGUGCAUGCCUCCUUCAUCUUCCUGCUCACAUCAGAAAAUGAGAAAAAGAUGUGUUGCUUUUAUUUGUAUAGCCUUUAUGUCUACAUAGGGAGCUGCCUUGGGAUGGAGCAUUUACUCUCAAAUGAAAACUCAUGAGUGACUGAUUUGCAACACACAGUAUAAGCAGCAAAUCUGAUUAUCUUACCAUUUAAAAAAUGUUUUUUUUUUUUUUUUUACUUUUAAAAUAUAAAUAAAAUCAAAUUGAACAUUUUUUAAAAUAAAAAAUAAAAACUAGACAAUAAAAA
Messenger RNA from Megalobrama amblycephala (Wuchang bream), 2775 nucleotides. Its product is annotated as kelch-like protein 33. Lineage: Eukaryota; Metazoa; Chordata; Actinopteri; Cypriniformes; Xenocyprididae. The transcript has 4 exons. The record is from RefSeq and is a predicted model, not a curated record. Bases 175 to 2532 code for a protein of 785 amino acids. Gene Ontology annotation, molecular function: protein binding.